AUGGCGAAUGAUGUAGAUGAUAAUAAUUUGCCAGUUAUGGAAAAGAACUCGUCGAAUUUAAACGGACUUUUGGAAUUGGACUCGGUUCAAAGCACAGGUUUCAGUGAAACUGACCGAUAUGACACACCAAUAGAUUUCUCGGCGGCCUCUUUGCAUGAGGAAGGUCUUUGGUCGGACGAGGAGUCAGACUACGCUGAUAGCGACAAUGAUCUGUUGACGCUGAAUGGUCCUUCUUUUCAGCAGGAUGUCUUUGGGAAUAUAGAGGAAGACUUUGAGCAGGAUCUCAAAGCAGUUGCCGGCUUCAGAUCAUCUCAAAGAAAAGGACGGGGCCGGCGAAGUCGAGUGGAUAUGCCUCCGUCGCUGGAAGUUCAGAGUUUACUCAGUCGUGCCAACCAUGCUUUCGCUCAAGAAGGUAAUUUUGAAGAAGCCCAGAGACUCGCAGAGGAGAUUGUCCGUAUUGACAAUAACAUGAUUGCUGCAUGGAAGAUGCUUGGAGAGUGUCACCGGCAAAAGGGAAACGAGAGGGUUAAUAUUGAAAAAUGCUUAAUUGCCUGGAUGGCGGCAGCUCAUUUAAAGCCACGGGACCAUGAGCUUUGGGCUACCUGCGCAAGACUCAGUGAAAGCUUAGGUUUUUGGGAACAGGCAGAUUAUUGUUACAACCAUGCUAUACAAGCGAAACCGUCCGAGGUCGACAAACUCAUUGAAUACAUAUGGGAUAGAGCCAUCUUAAAUCAAGAACAUGAACGCUACAAAAAAGCAAUUGAAGGAUUUCAAAAUUUACUAAACUAUUUGCCGCACGAUUCUUCUGUGUUGCACCAUCUCGCGGAAAUUUACAUUGAACUAAAAGAACCAAGAGAAGCUAUCAAACUCUACGAAGCUGCUUGGAAUCACUUCUACCGUUACCCAAGUCCACCGGUGGGACAGGGCGUGUUUGAUUGGUCCUCAUUGAAUGCGUAUGCCGGGUUAUUGUAUAGUGAUGAACAGUGGCAUGAAUUGAUUGUCCUCAUCAAACGCGGUGCCCGUUGGCUCCGUGGACGAAAAACGGAAACGCAUUGGGAUGAAAUUGAUGAUGAUCGAGAGUGGGACCUUGACGAAAAACGACGGAAAUUCCCCAGCUCUAAUUUGUAUGAGCAACCCGAAAACGCAUUCGUGUUACCUUUUAAUCUUCGUGCCAAAUUAGGAAUUGCACGCUUGAAGAUCGGUGACUUGGCAGAGGCAACACUGCACUUUGAUAUUUUAAAAUCGCUGCCCAUCACCGAAACUGUAUUCAUUCUUUUUGAAAUCGCUGAAGCCGCUAUCAGCGUUGAUUUGUACGAUCUUGCGUUAAGUUAUUAUCUCAUUCUCAACAAGUUUGAACCCGCUUGCAACGAGCGCCUGUAUUACUCAAUGGGUAUUUGUUACAAAGAACUUAAGGAAUACACAAGUGCGGAAGAGUGUUUAUUGGUAACACUCAUGCUCAAUAAUCGAAACAUUGAUGCUAUGGUGCGUCUCGCAGAAAUAUAUGAGCUGCUCGAAGACCGAGAUGCUGCACUCGAAAUUGUAACAGAAAUUAUUGCGUUGCGGAAUGCAAUGGCUCCCAGCAUUUCAUCUAGCGACAGCAGCUCCCGGCAGGUGUCUGAGAACGCUUCUCAGUCUUCGUCGCUCAUUACAAACCAAAGCGCGCCUGAGAAUUCCGCAUGGCGUAAACGUUUGGAGAUGACGCGCUCUAUGGAGAAAACAAAACAAAUUCAAAGGUGGAGAGCCGAACAGGCGUCGUUUCGGUUUCGUAAGCUUGAAAUGCUUGAUGACGGUCGGAUUCAAAAUGAUCAAAAAAGUAUUAAUAACUGGAUUGAAACGGUUUCCGAAUUGGUGGAUGAGUUUAUAAAUACAAGAGUCUUUUACCCACCCGACAAAAAGAUUAAGUUCCGUGCAAACUUUGCCCAACAACAUGUACAGUAUGGAAAUUUGACUGAAAAAUUGGCAGGAAUGGCCACUCGUUUGCAGGAUUCCCUCGCAUGGCCCCAUCUCGAAGAAUUGGAUGCAGAAUCAGUGAAAACAAAAAAAGAGUUUCGUGGCUAUGGAUUGGAUCGUUGGUUCCAAUUGUUUAUGGAAUUCGCCAUCGUUUUAACAAAGUUGAAUCGCAUGAAGCAGGCACAUGAGGUAUUUCGUGCUGCACUGUACGCGAACGUUUUCGACGAAGACCCGAUGAAACGAGUCGCCAUGCAUUGGUAUAUGCUGGCUUGUGCUAUAUACGCCAAGGACAUUAGUAUGGUAUCGUCCGUUCUGCGAUGGGUAUUCAAUACGUUCCAGUUUCGACAAGACUCAUACCGGCUAUGGUCUGCCGUACUUUGCUCUGGUCAUUAUUAUGCUCGUUACUUUGUUGACAGCGCUAAUCAAAAAUUUCUUCUUCGUCUGAUAAAGUUAAUGGACCAGCUUGUCGGCGAACAGGAUGUCCAGGGAGCUGCCACCCUGGCUAAAAAUGAAGACGGAUUUGCUACACGGCCCGUUUCUUACGAUCCUCUUCUACUUCUAUUGUACGGUCAUAUUAUGGCAGGUGGCCGAAGCUGGAUUCCAGCUCUAAAUUACUACAGUCGAGCAUAUGCUGCCUCACCAGAAGAUCCAAUGAUCAACUUGUCACUCGGUCUGGCAUACAUUCAUCGCGCUAUGCAACGGCAAACAGACAACCGACACUAUCAAAUUGUACAGGGCUUUACUUUUCUGUACCGCUAUUAUGACAUUCGAAGUUUGGAAGGUCCCGGACAAAAACAAGAAGCUCUCUACAAUCUGGCGCGUGCAUACCACCAACUAGGCUUGGAGCAUUUGGCUGUGAAUUACUAUGAAGACGCUCUACGGCUUUCGUCUAUGCAUCCUCAGCAUGCGAACAUGGAAAAAACGAACAACGAACAAACAAUCUCCCUAACCUACGAUCUCGCAUUCGAGUGCGCUUAUAAUUUACGACUUAUCUAUGUCAACAGCGGAAAUUUACGACGCGCGGUAACACUCACGAAACGUUAUUUAGUCUUUUAA
Molecule: messenger RNA, 3006 nt
Organism: Schizosaccharomyces japonicus yFS275
Lineage: Eukaryota; Fungi; Ascomycota; Schizosaccharomycetes; Schizosaccharomycetales; Schizosaccharomycetaceae
Product: transcription factor tfiiic complex subunit sfc4
Exons: 1
Coding region: 1-3006 (1001 amino acids)
Biological process (GO): transcription initiation at RNA polymerase III promoter; transcription by RNA polymerase III
Cellular component (GO): transcription factor TFIIIC complex
Molecular function (GO): RNA polymerase III general transcription initiation factor activity; chromatin insulator sequence binding
Source: RefSeq, a predicted model, not a curated record